AUGGAGUCGCUCAUUCGCGACAAUCUUCCAACAGCGAUUUCUAUGUUUUUGAAUAAUGAAAGAGUACCUCUCCGUCAGCUACGCGCCGAAGAAAUGAUGACACGCACGGGGACUUGCUCGAACAACGACUUCGCAAAUGCCUUAGAACGGAAGUUAUUGUACAUUUGGAUGCUUCUAUCCGCUGCUUACAUGCUGGUGUUACCAUUCGUUAAUAGAACGCAUCCUUAUAAUACAGUUGCGUCGGCUUACCUUUAUUCACCAAUGAUCACCGACGAUGCUGAUAAAGAGGCAGCUCACUACACAACACUCCUGGUGGGAAUACAUAACGUCACUGUGGUCGUCGUGGUGCUGAGCCUUUACGCAACUAUUUGUGUGUAUAUUGACACUUUCGAUGCCCACAAUCGUACAAACUCACGACAACCGCCCGGUUGCUGUGAGCUUGCCGAAGAAACCCUCCAACUGAGACUCUAA
This is a messenger RNA of Cooperia oncophora, 471 nucleotides long. The record is from the annotation of a GenBank genome assembly. Lineage: Eukaryota; Metazoa; Nematoda; Chromadorea; Rhabditida; Trichostrongylidae.